AGGGUCUGCAAUACAGUCAUGAAAAAGCAAAGCAGGAAGUGUUGAAGAAAAUAGGAAGCAAAGGGGAUACUGUGUAUCUGUUGAGCCUGCUUAUCAAGAAAUACAACAAGUAAGUAACAGAGAUACUUUGUUGCAAUUUCCAAUAACAUAAUCUGCUGGAAGUUAUGGGGUUAAAUUGCCUUUUGGAUUAGUGCCUUUAGGGGCGUAGCUUGGCGCAGGCUGAUAACAUUCUUGUAACAAAAUAAAAAUCGCUCCUUUACUUUACAAGCACUGAUUAUUCACAGAAAUCACAGAAUGCGUUUUUUUUAAAAAUUAUUUUGUAUUAUAUGCUAUUCCAGCUCAGCCCCUCAGUUUCAGACAAUCUCUGGAGCUUCCCCUUCUGUGAAUUACAACUAACAUCACUCUUUGCCAGCCCAAAACUCUCCAUGGCUCCCCUGAUCCUUUCUACCUUUUAUAAUAAACGCCAUUAUUUUCAGUUUAUACAUGCAUUGCAUGUGCAGGCAUAGAGCCAUUUCACUUUCUUGUGUCACUUAUGCAAACUUUUCCCAUAAGGCUAAACCCCUUCACGACAAGAGUUUAAGUAAACACAAUUGUAUCGUUACAGUGCGGGCAUGGCACCUGACAUUAUUAUUAUUAUAAUUUUAUUAUUUAUAUAGCGCCAUCAGAUUCCGUAGCGCUGUACAAUGGGACAUGAAAGGGUUAAGAGAAAAGCAUGGCUAAUUCAUUAAACUGAGAACCAUGUAGAAUUGUCAAAUGAAGCAGCCAAAUUUCAUUUUAUGAUAUACUUUCUAAAUCCUGAAUUGUAGCAAAUUAUAAACCCGUAUUGGGGAAAUUGUCCAGCUUCUCUAUAGUCACAAUUUAAGCCCUAAUUUUCAAUCCAUAUUUCAAUUUGCUACCUUUUGAAAUGUUUAGUGGAUAAUAUCUUAUUUUUACUACUAUUUUACUGUUUAGCUGCUCUGGACAGACAAAAUGACUAUGAGAAGCAUAUUUAUUCCUUUUUUUCCCCUAACUCAAGUAUAAUUAUCUAGUUAUCAUUUCCCCUUUCUCAUGAAUGCGUUGAGAUUUCCAGUUAUUGACAAAUUGGUAUUUUUUAUUUAUUUUUAUAAAAUUGCACUUUGUAUCUCAGUUCCUGCUUACUUUGAGUUUGAAAAGAAAUAUUAAAGGAAAAUUGUUGUUUCUGGUCCGAAUGCUAUGUGAAAGAUGACAACUUUGGCUCUUUUUUUUUUUCAAUUGGGCAUAGUGUAGAUAUAUUGAUAAUAGAUUUAUCGCACAGAGUGGCAAUAUUUUAUCUUUGACACUGAUCCACAGCCUUACUUACCUGAUCCUGAUUCCCACAGCAUCUACUGUUACAGGGAUUUCUGGUUCCACAGUACCGUACAGACACGCCAGCACGUGGUCUUAGGUACCAACCAAGGUCCCCUGCUGCAACUAUCGUUCUUCUCAGCCCAGGUGGUAUGCUUGUCUGACUGAGACACGUUGUAUAGCAGGAUAUGUUAGAAAGCAGAGUGACAGCCAUCCUGGAUUCCAAGCUGGUAUUGGCUGCCUGGUGGCGGCUCACUGCAGCCUCUUGUCUGAGUUAAUGCUGGGAGUUGGAAGCAGUGUGGGAAGGCUGAUAGGGAGUGUGACUUUAAUGGCACGCUAUUUCAAAUAUAUAUAGUUACAUAGUUACAUAGCUGAAAAGAGACUUGUAUCCAUCAAGUUCAGCCUUCCUCACAUAUGUUGUUGCUGUUGAUCCAAAAGAAGGCAAAAAACCCAGUUUGAAGCACUUCCAAUUUUGCCACAAACUAGGAAAAAAUUCCUUCUUGACCCCAAAAUAGCAGUCAGAUGUCUCUUUGGAUCAAGCAGCUAUUACCCCACUAAUCAGAAAUUAUAUCCCUGUAUGUUGUGUUUUUGUAAGUAUUUAUCCAAUUGCAGUUUAAACCUCUGUAGUGACUCUGACAAAACCACCUCUCCAGGCAGAGAAUUCCAUAUCCUUAUUGCUCUUACUUUAAAAAAACCUUUUCUUUGCCUUAGAUUAAAUCUCCUUUCUUCCAGUCUAAAUGUGUGACCUUGUGUCCUAUUUAUAGCCCUGCUUAUGAAUAGAUUUCCAGAUAAAGGUUUGUACUGGCCCCCGAAUAUAUUUGUAUAAAGUUAUCAUAUCCCCUCUCAGGCGCCGUUUUUACAAACUAAACAGAUUUAAUUUUUUUUAACCUUUCUUCAUAACUAAAAUGCUCCAUUCCUUUUAUCAAUUUUGUAGCUCGUCUCUGGACUUAUUCUAGUGCCAUGAUAUCUUUCUUUAGAACAGGCACCCAAAAUUGCACAGCAUAUUCAAGGUGUGGUCUUACCAGCGAUUUAUAAAGAGGCAAAAUUAUUUUUUCAUCCCGAGAAUUUAUGCCCCUAUUUAUACAUGACAAAGCCUUAAUGGCCUUAGCAUCUGCAGAUUGACAUUGCAUAUUGCUGCCUAAUUUGUUAUCUAUAACAAUUCCCAAAUCCUUCUCGUGUGUGGUUAUCCCUAAUUCACUACCAUUUAGUGUGUAAGUUGCUUGUGCAUUCUUAACCUCGAAGUGCAUAACUUUGCAUUUCUCUACGUUAAAUUUAAUCUGCCAUUUUAGUGCCCAGUCCCCCAAUCUAUCCAAAUCCCUCUGCAGCAAAGCAAUAGCCUGCUCACAUUUUAUUACUUAACAAAGUUUUGUGUCAUCUACAAACACUGAUACAUGGCUUUCAAUGCCUAUUUCAAGAUCAUUUAUAAAUAUGUUAAAUAGAAGUGGUCCCAAAUCAGAACCCUGAGGGAUACCACUUCCCACUUUUGUCCAGCCUGAAAAUUGACCAUUAAUUACAACUCGUUGUACUCUAUCCUUAAGCCAAAGUUCUACCCAAGAAUGAGAAUAUUCAUCUAGACCAAUUUCUUUUAGUUUGAAGACUAACCUAUUGUGAGGAACCGUAUCAAAUGCCUUGGCAAAAUCCAAGUAGAUCACAUCCACUGCAACACCCUGGUCUAUACUUCUACUUACUUCUUCGUAGAAUUCAAUUAGGUUAGUUUGACAUGACCUAUGUUUCAUAAAACCAUGCUGAUUAUUGCUAAUAACAAAGUUCUUCCCAAUGAAUUCCUGAAUAUUAUCCCUUAAUAGCCGUUCAAAUAUUUUCCCAGUUACAGAAGUUAAGCUCACAGGUCUAUAAUUUCCAGGCAAGGAGUUUGAACCUUUUUAAAUAUAGGAACAACAUCUGCCUUCCUCCAAUCCUCUGGUACAACACCUGAAACAAAAGAAUCUUGAAAAAUUAAAUACAGAGGUUCACUUAUUUCCCCACUUAGCUCCUUAAGUAGUCGUGGGUGAAUACCGUCAGGCCCCGGAGCUUUAUUUACAUUAAUUUUCUUUAAUAGCUGUAGCACCUUGUCUCGAAUUAUCCAAUCACAAGUUAUUUGCAAGUUUUUUGCAGCAAUCAUUUGCAUAUCUCUUGCCAUAGGAUCCUCAUUAAUAUAUACUGAAGAAAAAAUUGUUAUUUGCUCAGCUUAUCCCAGCGCUGACAUCCUUCGACGAGAGGGCGCUAAUGCGAUUGAAGCUAAGAUAUGCAGCUAUCACAAGCCAAAAUUUCAUAUACCCCAAGGAAAAUAUGCAAAACAAAGUAUUAUCCUUUAAAGGUGACAAAUGUCUCGUUAGAAUCUAACAGUCUCAACUGUCUAAUGAAUGAUUUUAAAAAUGAAGGCAAGGUGAAAAAGCAAAAUAUAAUACGUUUUUAGAAGUCUGUGGAGCUGAACAUCACCGCCCCAAGACAGAAUGUACUUUUCCACUUUUAUUGCCAUACCAUUUUGGUAUAGAUUGUGGCACCCAACACUUAGGACUUUCAGCAGCCAGUUAGAUAAUGCAGAUAUAACCAUCAAAAUCCACCCAAAAUUACAUAGUAAUCCAAAGCUGAAAUGAAUUGAGAGAAAGUGGAGGCACAGCAGCUAAAACCUCAUUGUACCAUAAGUACCGCAAUUAGCUGUCAUGGUCAUUUUGCUUAAAGUGUCCCUUUAACAAUAACACAAAUAACUAUCAAGGAUUACUAACAUAAUAUGAUUGACAUUCUGCUCUGGAAUGUAGAAGUAACUAUGCCAGGACUUUCUAAGAUUGCUCGCAUUAUAAACAACAUUUUAAGAAACAACAAACAGGGGGAUUCCCAUUUAGAAUUUCCUCAAAACUAAAUACCAUUACAGCCUGCAUUACCUGAUUUCUAUAAAAUGUUGUUAUAAAAAUAAGCCUGGUUUCACCUUGUUUGAAUAGCAAAGGCUGCUCUCUUCAGUUACAUUAUACACGCCUGUAGGCCCAGAAUUCUCCCACCUCUUCCAAACUGAUAGAAAAAGCACAAAGUGUGUGGGUGUGUAGUGUGUAAAUGUCUGUGUGUAUGUAUUUCUAAGUAUGUGUGUCAGUUUGUAUUUGUGUAUAGUGUGUAUGUACAGUGAGUGUAGCCGUAUACGUGUUUGGGUAACUGUGUUUUUAUUAGUGUGUAAACGUGUAGUAGUAGUAUCUCCCAAAUGCUGGGCAUAACCGUCAAAGACAUUAAAGGGACAUGAUAGGCACCAAAACAACUUUAGUGUAAUGCAUAGAUUACAUAUAGAGAUAUACCUUUCAUACAGAUUAUGCCUUUUGUAUAGAUUAUGCAUCUUAAUGUAUAGCUUAUGCCUUUUGCUGUCUCAUUGCCUAUAGUAUCCCAUUAAUAAUCAGCCCCCCAUCACCCCCCCAAAAAAAACCAACAAGUAAAAUGAGAAGGUAGGGAAUGGGAUCAUCACUUAGAUAAAUCUUUGAUUUACUAAAAUAGACUGUGUCUGUCAUAGGGAUCAAUCCCAAUAAGGUUUUCUUAGUUAUUUGCGCAAUUCUUGUCCUUAUACACUGUUUAGAUACAUAAGUACAAGACAUAAUUAAUAGACUAAGCAGUCAAUGUAUAGGUAAUAGGGUUAUAUUACCCAAGUAGUGAUCCCAUUCCCUUCAUCCUCAUUUUCCUUUUUGUUUAAAUUUGUGUGUGUGUAACAGUGUGUGCAGCAGUAUGGGUAACAGUGUGUGUAUGUAACAGUGUGUGCAGCAGUAAGGGUAGCAGUGUGUUUGUGUAACAACAGUAUGGGUAACAGUAUGUGUAUGCGUGUGUGUGUGUGUGUGUGUGUGCAGCAGUAAGGGUGGCAGGGUGUUUGUGUAACAGUAUGGGUAACAGUAUGUGUGAGUAACAGUAUGUGCAGCAGUAAGGGUAACAGUGUGUGUGUGUAACAGUGUGUGCAGCAGUAUGGGUAACAGUGUGUUUGUGUAACACUAUGGGUAACAGCGUGUGUCUGUAACAGUGUGUGCAGCAGUAUGGGUAACAGUGUGUUUGUGUAACAGUAUGGGUAACAGCGUGUGUCUGUAACAGUGUGUGCAGCAGUAUGGGUAACAGUGUGUUUGUGUAACAGUAUGGGUAACAGUAUGUGUGAGUAACAGUAUGUGCAGCAGUAAGGGUAACAGUGUGUGUGUGUGUGUGUGUGUGUGUAACAGUGUGUGCAGCAGUAUGGGUAACAGUGUGUUUGUGUAAUAGUAUGGGUAACAGCGUGUGUCUGUAACAGUGUGUGCAGCAGUAUGGGUAACAGUGUGUGUGUGACCUUUGAUUUGAGUUGUCCGGUCCUCUCCUCUCUCCCUCCUGCACAUCACUGUGUUUAGUCUGAGGGGGCAGGUCAUACACAGAUUGCUGUGUUCAGUCUGAGGGGGCGGGGCCCUACACAGAUCACUGUGUUUAGUGUGAAGGGGCGGUGCUCUACACAGAUCACUGUGUUUGGUGUGAAGGGGCGGUGCUCUACACAGUUGACUGUGUUCAGUCUGAGGGGGCGGAGCCAAGCACAGAUUACGGUGUUCAUUCUGAGGGGACGGGGCCAUGCACAGAUCACUUUGUUCAGUCGGAGUGGGCGGGGCCAUGCACAAAUCAGGCUUCACAGACUAAAUACAGUGAUCCCAGAGUCCUGCAGCCAGUAGAUUCAGGACAGGCCCCCUACAGGACAGGUGCCUACUCUGCCUAAUGAGAAAUCCAUCCGUACUCUUAACCCUAUCCUGCCUAGCAAAAUCCUUCUUUAACACAUUUUUGGCUAUUGAUCCUUAUAAAUACAUUGUGGGAAACAAUAAAACUAUAUUUGCAAAAGUCAUCACAUAAUACUGUUUUUGUUUUUUUAAAGAUUCUUUAUUUAUGGGUUUUUCAAUAAGACAUUCGUACAGAAAGGAAGAAUGUUGGGUUGAAACAAAGUUGUAACAUCAAAGAGUAACAUUCAAUUGAACGUAGGUUAACUUGGUACGUGAGGUAUACAUUGGACCAUAUUGGUGUUGUUAAAGGUGCUUGGUCUGGUCUAUAUAAUCCUUUUUUUUGUUCUUUUAAAUGUAAUAUUUAAAGCUAAAUUUUGCAAUUCAGCUGUCAAUGUACUACUAUGGACAUUUCAGUGAAUACACUCCCAAGGUUAAUCAUGCAAUGCAGUAAUGAUGGAUUGCUUGGGUUCAGUGAAACAAAUGGAGCCGUGCAAUUGCCACAGUGAAUUCGAAAGUAGUGUUUCCGAUUGCACAGAGCGACACAAUACAUUGGUGCUGUAUAUAUGAAACUAAUUAUGUCCCCUGUGAUUACAAAUGUUCGAGGUUAUUCUCUAAACAGGCAAGGCUAAGCAACAAGAAUGAGAAAGAAGACUGGGCAAGAAGGACCCUUACACUCAUUCUCUCUAAGGUUGGGUUCAUUCAACCCAACUUUCCUGGACAGUCAUGAUGUGUGGAUGUCUCCUACUGACAUCCACACUUUUCUCAUGUGUCUUACUUCUGAGACAGCAGGGAAAAUGCAGACAAGGCAUAGUAUGUGUGUCUCAUCAGAUGCAUACAAGAAGAUGUCCCAAUUUUAAUGCUAAGUGAUGACUCAGACUUCUAUCUUGCUGCUUGGACCCCAGCUUGGGAACACCAACAAAGACAGCCUCAACUGCAAUUAUCGAAAUGUAAAUACUUUUAUUUCUUCAUUAUCAAAAAAGACACAGAUUGUAGACCACAGGGUGAACAUCAAGGUGAGGAAAUAUGAGACCACCUUCUAGUGCCAUUCAUGCUUGAUAGCACUUUGGUGAGACAAAGAGGACAGGGACACAUACGAGAGAUGAGGCUUGCCUGACAGGGUGUUGUGAUUGGUUGGCUUACAAAUCAACCAAUCAAAAGGCUUUGAAUUCAUGUUUUAAAGUGUGAGAAUGAAGAUCUGCCCUGCAUUGAAAUGUCACGUGGCAUAGAGCCCUCAAAGGGCAAAAAUGAAUCUACUUUUGCUGCAACUCUGUUAUUCUUUUUUUUUUGUUAUUUGGGUCUUUUUUUAUUUUUAAUAGUUACAUCAGGUUAUAAUGGAUUUUUUUGUCUUUAUUGGGGCCCCAUUAUGAUACGGGGUUAGUGAAUAACACAGAGAAUGCUGUGUGCAAAGGUCACCUUUCCCUUGAAUUUGUUGCCUUGGAGCUAGAAACAUUAUAUAAAACAUAACUCAACGCGGUUUGUCCCAGCUUACUUUGAAUUCCUAGAUGUAUUUUCUCAUUAUCAUAUACAUCUACCUUAAAUAGCUGCUCAGCACAUGAAAAUUGAUAAGUAAUAGCUAUUUAAAAUGUAGUUUUACUGAUAAAAAAUACAUGUAAGUACAUGCAAUGUGCCUUAUACAUAGGUAUUUGUCUGUUUUCUGGUGUUUCUUUUUUCAUUGUUUCAUUCAGUUGUCACUUUUUUUCUUCUGCAAACACUAAAACAUAUUAGCAAUGAAACAGGUAAUGUUUGAACAGGUAUCUACUGCCAGAGGGGAUUACCGGUACUUGGUAUAUGGUGACAUGUUGGUGCAUACAGACCUGUUAGAGUUAACUAACCAUUUGAUAGUAAAAUGCUGUAUCAUCCAUACCCUUUGGAACACUUUGGAACAUGAUUAAGUCUUAUUAUCAAGAUGGUGACCAUGAUGUCCUAUCAGAAGAUAUUCCAUUUCAGCUUCUAGCUGCUCCUUUCAGAAAAGUCUACACAUCAAUGAAGGUCAGUUGCAGAAGCCAUAAAGGGAAAAUCUGCCACAUUAUCUCAUUUUAUAUCUAAAGGCUAAAUCUGAGGUUGUAUUAGGCAAUGUCUCAGCUUUACAGAUGAUGGAGAUGCUCCACUGGAAGCCUUGUCCUUGUCUUGUUUCUACAUUUUGUGUCAUUUCCCUUUCAAUAUGACAUUCCGAUGGCAUUCAAAGUUUCUUCUUUCAUUUUUCAAGGCGUGUGGUUCAAGGCUCAUGCAUUCUCUUUUGUCUCCAAACACUGAUACAUUUAUAGGUGAUCCUGCCAAUAGUUUUGUUCCCAAAUUACUGUAUGUUGCCAUUAUUUCCUGUAAGUAGAUGUAUUACUUCUUUAAACUUUGUAUUCUACAUACAGAUUUCCCCUGUAUUCACCCAAGAUGCAUAAAAGAACGAACGUGGUUUGGACAACGAUUCACUCCUGAUUCUGAUGUCCUCCGGCAGUAAAGAAAGAAUGAACAUUAAAAUAACACUAGACACUAAAAACUAAAAUAAUUGCUAUGGAGGACCAAAAAAGCAUAAUUAAAACGUUAUUACUUAUAAAGCCAACUUGUGAAAACGCAUAUAUAUCUAGAAUCCAUAUAAAUUAUAUAUAUAUAUAUAUAUAUAUAUAUAUAUAUUACACAUUAUAUUAUGAUAAUAUAAUGAUAAUAAUUAUAUAAUAUAUAUAAUUAUGAUAAUAUAAUGAUAUGAUAUUUACCCAGGACAUACUUGAAAACGAGAGAAAUCUCAAUGUAUCUUUCCUGGUAAAAUAUUUUAUAAAUAAAAUAAAUAUUCCUGUUCUUAAAAAGGGUAAAUGUGGAGAUAAGACAAAUCUCCAAAUAUAGAAAACAAAAUACAGUACACUGGCUGGAAACUAAAAUGAAAAUGGAAAUUAUAUUAAUAGUUUAGAUCACAAGGUCAAAAAAAUGCUUGACUCUAUACUACUGAAAACUAGUCCCUAGAUGGUACAAUACCAACUAACUGCACUAAGGCUAGGCAACAGCAUGAAAUCAAAGGACGAAUGAGAACAUACUGUUCAAUUAGAAGAAACUCGUAUUACAAGUUGUUCUGGUUCCAAAACAAAGCUAUAUUUUGGAAGAUAUGGGAAAUACAAAAGAGAGUUGAAACUGAGAUAAAAAGUAGUAGAAUAACAGAAGAAACAGGCUAGCAGAUGCUAAAUAAAGAAAUAACCAGCCUCAGGGUUCCUCUAGACUGGGAAUGAUAGUGGGAAGCACUUCAUGUUCCAGAUUAUUACAAGGAAUUAUAACCUCUAAUAAGUAGCCUAACAAUCAAUGAAAAGCUUUGUGCGCAUUUCGCUUCACUAGGUCCCUGAUGAGCCAAGGGAAGCAAAAUGCAUGACGAGCCAGAUACUGUUCAGCAGACUGACCUAAUCAGUUUACAGAGCAGUUCCAUUCAUCCUAUGUGAUAAGUGGGACUUCUUCUAGAGGAUUAAUUACGUAUGCAUAAACCAUUAAUUAAUGAAUCUUUCUCUAUGGAGGGGGCCUAUUGCAGCAGGUAAAAUAAUAAUGUAUGGGGAUAGGAGAGACAGAUGGGGGGAGGGAAGGAGGGAGUGGGAGUGUGUGUGUGUGUUCCUCAUUCUUGAGUACUUUACCACAGACCUGGGAGUCUGAGAGUUUUACACAGCUUCUUAGUUUUCCUAGAACUGGAAAGCUAUCUCAGAUGUCCCAUCUGGAAUCUGCUGAAACCAGUCAACCAACUUGCGGGUCACAGCCAUGGAAUCUCCUUAUUUUCUGAAUUCUCUAUCAGUUAUUGUUUCAGGUGUUCUCUCAGCAGUUAAUCAUUGGGAGCCAUCUUCAUGAUGUACUUGUGGAUGCUCUGUGUUUCAUCCAGGAUUGUGGUCUUGACACUCAUCAGGCUCUGACCUCCUUCUUUCCUGCUGGUGUACAGUGUACAGUCUUUGGGUUCUGGAUUUCGGGUGGAAUCCUUCAUUCAUAGUGAGUAGAUUCUAGGUCUUCACAUCCAUGGUGACCAACGUUUGUCUUGGCCACAUUAUUAUUCCAGUUGGGUACCUGAUGACUGGUAAGGCAUAUGUGUUGAUGGUUUGGAUUUUGUUUUUUCCAUUGAGCUGGGCCUUCAAAACUUGUCUCACUCUCAGGAGGUAGUUGGAUGUUUCUAUCCUCCUAGUCUCUUCCUCAUUGUUACCAUGUGUUUGAGGUACCCUCACAUAUAUAUAGCUGUUCUCUACAUCUAUUAUUUGACCUGGGGGAGUUGUACUUCUUUGCUGAUCUCCUUCUCUCUUUUUACUACCAUCCGCCCACACUUAUCUAGUCUGAACAAUUAUAUUUUUACUGUAUAUUCUAGUUAGUUGGAUCAGUGUGUCAAUGUCCCUCUCACACUUGGCAUACAGCUUUAUGUCAUCUCUACUCUUGUAUCCGUAUCAACUCUUUAUGAUGAUCUGGCUAAGGAUAUUGAGGUCUAUGCAGAACAGCGCAUCACCUUGGUAUAUGCCACAUUUGUACACUUGUGUUAUGUUCUGGAAUUUUCUUCUAGAGUUGUUUUCCACUUGUCCAUUGAGUUCUUGAUGAAGGCUCUUAGUGUCUUGUUGACCUUGUAUGUAGUCAAGCAUUCAAGUAUCCGUGUGUCUGGCAUUGUGUCAUAGGCUUUCUUGUAGUCAAUCCAGGCUGUACAGUCUGUCUGGUCUUAGAAUCCUGUGUGACUGGUCUACCAGCAAUUGAUGUUUUGGUCCUCUGGUGUUGUUUAAAAUCCCCUUUUGACUAUUGCUCAUGUACUGACUCAUAUGGCCAUCGAACUUGAAGACUAUGAUGGCUGACAGGACCUUCCAUGUUGUGGGGAGGCAGGUGAUUGGUCAGUAGUUAGAUUGUGUUGCUCCCUUGUGAGGGUUCUUCAUGACCAGUAUUGUUCUGCCUUGUGCUAGCCAGUCAGGGUGGGAGCCUGUUGCUAGUAGCUGGUUCAUAUGUGCUGUUAGAGAUUCAUGUAGCAUUAUUAGUUUCUUUAUCCAGUAGGUGUGGAUUUUCUCAGGUCGUGGGGCUGACCAGCUUUUCAUGUGGGCUACUCAUUGUUGGAUGUCACCCGCGGUAAUGGUAGGUGGUUCCUGUUCUGGGAGUAGGCAGUGGUCUGCUUUCCGGUUUAGUAGCCACUGGGCCUUGGUGUUAUGUGAUGCUUCAUUCUCCUAGGUGUUCUUCCAGUAAUUUUAAGUCUCUGCUCUGUGUGGGUCUUGGGUGGAUAUUUUGUGAUUAUCCUGGGGCUGUGCAUACACCUUGGAUGGUUCUUUGUUAAAACAGGGCAUUUAUUCUCUUAGUCUAUGAUUCUUUGUUUUCUUCUCUGUUCAGUCUGGUUGCCAGUGCUGUCAUUCCUUGCUUAGAUGUUUCCAGUGCCUUGGGUAUGGGGAUACCCUUGUAUUUCCUCAGUAGGUAAGAUCUAUCCUUGAUCUUUCCACCUCUGUGAAGCUAAUCCAGCUUACUAACUUCCUUAUGCAUUACCUUUGUCUUGGCUUCCAGUCUUAGUCUCCAUGGUGGGCAUUGUUUUCAGUGGCGGAACUACCAUGGGCGCAGGGGGUCGCAGCCGUGACCGGGCCCAUCACUUCAGACAGCCAGGCCCCCUACUGACCUUGUGAGUCGCCGAAGAUGGGGGCGCUGAGAGGAGCUGAAUUGGCUCUUACCAAGUGAAGAAGAGUAGGCACCUGCAUACAUGGAUGGCAGGUGCCUAUUCUGCUGAUAUAUACCAGAAGGGGCUGGGAGGACAGGAUGCAGACGAGGGAGGCUGAUCUGGCAGUUCCUCUCUCCUCCCUUGUGCGCCCUCUGUGAUGCCGGGAGAUGUAAUAUUAUAUCAUUCCAGCCCGGCAUAGUAAACCACGCACUGGAGGAGAGAGUAACUGCCAGAUUACAGCACAGCCCCUCAUUGGACCCCAGGGAGAGGACCCACACCAGCUCUCCGAAAGGUAGGGAGGCUGGGUGGGCCUCAAAAAAUUUAAUUGUGAGUGUGCAAGAGUGUGUCUGUCUGACCGUGUGAGUGUGUGUGUCUGUCUGUGUGUCUGUCUGUCAGAGUGCGUCUGUCUCUUUGUUUGAGUGUGUGUCGGUCAGUGUGUGUGUCUGUCUGUCUGUCGGUAAGUGUGUUUUUCUGUCAGCGUGAGUGUGUCUGUUUGCCAGUGUGAGUGUGUGUCUGUCUGUCAGUGUGAGUGUGUCUGUCAGUGCUGGUGUGUGGUGUAUGUGUGUCUGUCACAAAUGUAUGGGGAUGAGAGAGACACAUGGGGGGCUGGAUGGUAGGUUAAGAAACAUUGAGGACUUGGGGGGAGAAUGAGGUGUGUGGAGGGGCUGGCACAGGGAGAUGAGAUGUGUGGAGGGGUUGGCGGGUGGAGUGGGGGGAGAAUAAGACACAUGGAGUGGCUGGCAGGGGGAUAAGACACAUGGGGGGGGGGCCCAAUGCAGUUUUCAAACCAGGGCCGAUGGUUGUUUCUCGUUCAGCCUGAUCUUAGUAGUCAAGCAGUUGGAGAACCACUAAUGCUGUGGCAUGAUCUUGUUGGUCUCUGUGAUGGUGUUGGUUGGGAUUGUGGAGACUGCCUCAUAAACCUCUGCUGGCAUACUGUCUAGUAGCAGUUUUCAAGUGAUAUUUAGUAAUAAAUAUACAUACACUUACCUUUAAUGUUCCCUGCAGGUACAUGAUUUAAAGGGUCUACCUGCAGCAACAGAGUCCACCCUCACCAGGGAUAGAGGCAGAGAUUAGUAGCAUCUCAUUAUGGUUUGUGGGGUUAAUUCUUAUCCAACGGUGGGAUUUAAAAAGUAAAACGAAAUUGAUCCUCCUGAAGUACUUCCACUCUUUUAAAUAAAAAACAGUAUCGGCGCUUAGCAGAUAUUCCCUUAUUGACCGAAAAUAGGGAAAAAAGCAACAAACAAUAUUUGGAUCAAUGAAUUAUACAAAACCACAGAAAUGAGGUGUGAUUGGCACUAGAUGAAGAAAGUUCACAAGUUCCCAGUGCCACUGAGUGUAAAAAAACAGUGGGAAGUGCAAUAAUAUGAAAGGCAAUAAAAUACUUAAAUUUCCAAUAAAUUGUAGAGAUUACAAAGCUAUACAUGAGACAAAAGCAAGAUACUUGCAUAGUGAAAUAUGAUUUUACAGUAUAUUCAUAGCAAGAUCUGCUUAGUCCUACUCACAUUUACCAGAGCCACUUAUAGCAGGCUCCGGCUUUGUAGGUAUGUAAAUAGGGUGUAUCCAAUUCAUACAACCACUACACGUAAGAUAAAACGCAACGCGUUUCGAUGAUAGACAUCUUUUUCAACUGGAUGACAAUAACAGAGCACACAAUCUCAUAUUUAUAUACACAUAGCAGGAAGUUAAACUUCGCGCCAAUCUCCGACGUCUGACCGGCAUGCCGCGAUCCCGGAACUCCAAUGGGCACUGUUCCAAGCUGUAUUUCCGGUACAAAGUUCUUACGUUCCACCUAGUGUUUCCGGUUGGGCAUGCUUCCAGUCUCUUCCAUUAAAUAUUGGAUGAAUGUUCAUGAUGAGAUUGUCAUAUUAAACAAUCGAAAGUCCCAUUUGUGUGAAACUUGUUCAUAGAACACAUAUUAAAUAAAAUGACAGAUAAACCAGUGUUAAUAAUGUAUUUCAUUCUUAUAAUUAACAUUAAUACAACAACAUACUCGAUCUUAUCAGAGACAUAGAAAGGAAGGUAAUCUUUUUAAGAUGAGAAUAAAAAAAUAUAUCUAGUAUACACCCUGUUCCAAAUUAUUAUGAAAAUUCUAUUUAAGUGUCACAAAGAUUAAAUAUUUUGUUUUUCAGUUUAAUUAUGGAUGGCAUCGUGUCUCAGGACUCUUUUGAUCACUGAAAACAAUCUUGGACACCUGUGAUAAUUACAUUGCCAGGUGAGCCCAAUUUAAGGAAAAACUACUAAAGGAGGGUGUUCCACAUUAUUAAGCAGAGCACCAUUUUCAUGCAAUAUGGGGAAGAAAAAGGAUCUCUCUGCUGCCGAAAAGAGUGAAAUAGUUCAAUGCCUUGGACGAGGUAUGUAAACAUUAAAUAUUUCACGAAAACUUAAGCGUGAUCAUCGCACUAUUAAGAGAUUUGUGGCUGAUUCAGAGCAGAUAAAGGCACAUUGAGGAAGAUUUCUGCCAGAUCCAUGCAUUGGAUCAAGAGAGCAGCUGCUAAAAUACCAUUACAUAGCAGCAAACUUCUGGAGUCCCACGGACAUCAAGGUGUAGAGUCUUCCAGAGUUCUCAUAAGCAGAAACGGCUGCAUUGGGCAGAAAAAUACAUGAAGACUAAUUUUCAAACAGUCCUGUUCAUUGAUGAGUGCCGUGCAACCCUGAAUGGUCCAGAUGGAUGGAGUAGUGGAUGGUUGGUGGACGGACACCCUGUUCCAACAAGGCUGCGACGUCAGCAAGGCGGUGGUGGAGUCAUGUUUUGGGCCGGAAUCAUGAGAAGAGAGCUGGUCGGCCCCUUCAGUUUCCCUGAAGGUGUAAAGAUGACUUCUGCAAAGUAUGUGGAGUUUCUGACUGACCACUUUUUCCCUGGUACAGAAGGAAGAACUAUGCUUUCCGUAAUAAAAUCAUCUUCAUGCAUGACAAAGAAUAAAAUCAUAAUAAUCAUCUCAUGCUGCAAAGAAUACCUCUGCAUCAAUGGCUGCUAUGGGGAUAAAAGGAGAGAAAGUCAUGGCAUGGCCUCCAUCCUCCCCUGACCUCAAUCCUAUUGAGAACCUUUGGAGCAUCCUCAAGCAAAAGAUCUAUGAGGGUGGGAGGCAGUUUACACCCAAACAGCAGCUCUGGGAGGCUAUUCUGACAUCUUGCAAACAAAUUCAAGCAGAAACUGUUCAAAAACUCACAAGUUCAAUGGAUGCAAGACUUGUGAAGCUGCUAUCCAAUAAGGGGUCCUAUGUUAAAAUGUAACGUGACCUGUUAAAAUGUUUAGAAAGUUAAAAUGUUGUUAUAAGUUUGAUUGAAAUAGCUUUUGAUUUCAGUAAAUAUGCUGCAAACACAACAAAUGACAAUUUUCAGUUCUUUACAACCUAUAAAGUGUUUUGAAACUUACUGUGCGUAAUAAUUUGGAACAGUGCAUUGUAAGUUUUUUAUUUAAAAAAAAUACUGUUAUCAUUAGGAGGUUUGUUCAAUAAAAUUUGAAUUGUACUCUUAAUAGUUGAUAACAUGAGAAUUAUGCUGACUGUUAUUUACAUCAAUUAUUUAGGUAAAUGAGAAAAAUAUAAUUUGCAUAAUAAUUUGGAACAGGGUGUAUAUAUAUAUAUAAAAAAUAAUAAAAAAUAUAUAUUAAAAAAUAUAUGAUAAAAAAAUCUUAAUUAUGCCGUCAAAAAGAGGAUUCAUUAUAUUGAAUAAAAAUCACUAAUUGUAAAUUGGUUAAUUAAAUUAGUGCUAUAGAUUCCCAAUCAAUAUUGAGCCCAUUUGGGGCCAUAGUGUCCAGAUCAAAGAUCCAUUUCAUUUCAUUUUUAUUAAGGCCUAAAGGGACACUAUUGCCCUUCCAAUGGCCCAAAACAUGUUGGACACCAAAAAAACUAAAGAGAAUCUGGAUUUUUGUCAUUGUGUUCUAAAAAAUGCUGGGACACGCUAUGAUUAGCGUGUCCCCUUUUGAUAUUGUUUAUAUGUUCUUGUAUCUUUAUCUUAAGGGGCCUUGAUGUUUUCCCCACGCAUGGGCAUACGAGAACAUAUAUCACAUUAUAGGUGUAACGGAUCACCUGGCACCCCGACUGGGUACCUCCGUUAAAGGAUGCUCCUAGCACUUCCUGAGGACUCCAAGCACUGCAGCAGACACCACAACCACCGAACCGGAGAAGCAUACGAAUCCUCUCAAGCAUAUGAAUGCUGUAGACAGUUGAAUAGGAACCAUACGAAUAGGUUUACUCUCCUAGCAGUCAAACUGGAACAGCAUACAAUAAAUCCUUCCCCCAAUAAUGAGACGAUACUUCACUUUGAGGGUUAAAACAGGAACUCUCUGUAAUGGCAACACACUGGCUUUUAUGCAAGUCCCCAUGCAAGGGGACAUCCCACAGGGUGGGACACAGUACAACCAAUCGUUACAGGGGAACCAUAAAACACACCCACAAUUACAUCACAAUCCCUCCUCUCUGUCCAGGAGAUAAUUGUGAAGUAAUCAAAUUAUCUCCAAGGACAGAGGCAAAACUCCAUUAACCACAUGGCAGACAAAGGACAAUAAAAGACAUAAAAUUACAUACAGUUACCUUUAUUCCAUAAAACAUAGACAUUCUACCUAUCCCCAGAUAGCUUAGAUCUGAGAGCACAUUACUACCGAAUGGCGCUCAGAUCACAUAAAUACAGUUCAAUCGCCAUGGAGCCAAAGUCUUUCAUACAGUCUUUCAGUAUACGGCUGGGCUCCAUGGCAUAGCUAUCUGGCGUAGCAUGGCUUUAACAGUCCGCAGAAUGGCACGAAUAAACCUUUCUGCUGGUAAAAUAAAAGUUUAAAAUGCAGGACCAUAGUCUAAAGGGAGCAGUCGAGCAACCAGGCUUCUCCAGUGUACAGUGGCGAGGUUGGUUUCGCCACAAUAGGUAUUACAGGUAAUAAAAGAUUUAAUAAAAAAAAAAAAUAUUAAAAAAUUAUUAUUAAAAGAGUAAAAAUUAUCAACCUUUCUUUCUGUUUUUUUUCUACCCUUUUCUACCUCCUACCUUCUACCUACACCCCAUACAGUCACCACAAUAGAAAAAGCCUUUUUGUGUAUUCUUAAUCUUAGAUAAAAAGCCACUUGUUCUUUUUCUAUAAAACUUGUAGUCAAAUUUGUUUGAGAUUUUGGGACUCCUACAUACAACUUUUGGUUUUGUCCCUACAUAUGUAUUUAAGGAACUAUCCUGCUGCAAAAUAUACCAAUUUUUUCCCCAGAAUUUUUCUUAAGUGGCCUGCAUUAGUAUUGAUUAUUGGAACUUCCUCACUCGCUGUUAAUUCUAGUUUAGACUUCUACUUAAGGAGAGCAGGUCUCUCAUAGUUUUUAAUUUUCAAAAUGUCAUUUUUAAGGCGUUUUUGUUAUACCCCUUAUUAGAGAAUUGGUUACUCAAAAGCUCGGCUUGUGCUGCAAAAUCUCUAGACUUUUAAUUCUAAAGUCUUUAGAAUUGUCCCUCAGGGGUAUUAUCCAGCCAAGGUCUAAAGUGACAGCUGCUUCUAUGUAUGUAGCUAUUUACAUUGACUUGUUUGAAAAAGGUUUUUGUUUUAAUUUGUCCCUCUGAUAUAAAAAUAGUCCAAAAAGUUACGCCAUGCCCGCCAUGCCCGGAAUAAAUAAAGGAUUCCUCCCAGUGUGCCAUAAACAAAUUGGCAUAGCUGGGGGCGCACCAGGUUCCCAAGCCGUGUCAUAGCUGGGGGCGAACCUGGUUUCCAUAGCCGUAUUUGUAUCAGGUCCACAAUGUUAGAGUUCCAAUGUCUAUAUAUAGAAGGAUAUAUCCAAGAGGUUAGGGAAUUACAAUGGUUGCACGAUAGUCUGUAUGUUCUGAAGUUGGAAUAAAUCAUGUCCAAUGCAACUUUGUAUCCAACCUUAAAUUAAAAGAGAUACUGACAUAGUGUAAUAAAGUAACAAUAUUUUAUUCCCUUUAAAAAAACAAACAAACAACCCCUAAGUAAGUUUACAAGAUAAAGUGGUGGAAAUUAUCUCUAAGUGCCACUACAACAACAUUAGUGCACUAGUCGGAAUGUAUAUGGUUACCGCUCCGUAAUGGACUCCUGUGCACUGGAACCGAUGCCCUUGAAGGAACGCCGACUUACAUGUGCCACUGUGAUCACUUCCAAUAUUCAAACUCUAACAUUGUGGACUUGAUCCAAAUAUUGUUUGUUGCUUUUGUCCCUAUUUUUGGUCGAUAAAGGAAUAUCUGCUAAGCACCGAUACUGUUUUUUAUUUAAUUUUUGUCUAUUUCAUAUUUAAAACUUGGGAAGGUUUUUAUAGUAUCUGGCAGCUGUUAACCAUUUGUUAUAUAGUGUCAUAGUACACUUAUUUUUAUCUUGUUUGCACUCACUUAUCCUUUUAAUUUGUACUUCCACUCUUGUACUGCUGCUAUCACUGGCUAUCAGUUUACACAUAGCUCAGUUCACUGUUUAGUGGGGGAGAGAAAGCUCUGUCCAAGUUGCGUGUGUGGUGUGUUCAUGCCAUAUGCACAACUGCUCUUUAGCAUCUGCACCUGAUGGUUCCCGCUGCUUGAUUGACACUCAGUCUUAAAGAUGAAGUGGUUUUUACAAACUGUAGAGGUUCUAAGCCAAACUCAUAGCUGAAUAAUCUCAGGGUGUUCUGUGCAACAUUAGCUUUGCAAAGUUGUGAUGGUACUUAAAAUAACUCCAAAAAAGUGCUCCAUUAACAUUUUAGGAAUACACUGUCCUCAAUUUAACAAACCCUGGUAUAGAUACCGUAAUCUAUUCUGUGAAUAGCAGACACUUUAAUACUUAAUGGUUAUGUUUAUAUAUAUAUAUAUAUAUCACUGACAAUAUUUCUCUUUUAGAUUGAAGAAUGGGUUGGGCUGAAGAUCAAUUCCACAAAUACCUAUUGAAUAAUAUGAAAUCUUUAGAGGUGAUAAAUCUGACUGAGAUUUUACAGUAUCUACCUUGUCUCAGCACUCAAAACCAGGUAACAUAUGUCUCAUUGCUUAUAGUCCUUCAUCUUCCUUUAACUUUGUAAUUGGUACCAAUAUGGACCAUGACAGCCAGAUCAUCUGCUCACUGUAAUCCAUCCAUGGUGGGUGGGAGCCCUAAACCAUAAAAUGGGGCAUGGACCUAUUGUCACCCACACCCAUUGGUGGGGAUCCUUAACAAUAAAGUGGGAGUGGACCUAUUGUCCCUCCCAGCACCUCCACUUUGGAAGCAAGUGGGGGCACUAAAUAAUAAAGUGGGGGUGGAUCAAUUGUCGUCCCCCGGCCCUCACCCACUGUCAGCGGCGGUGGGUGCUAGUAAUAAAAAUCCCACCAUCCCCCCCCCAGUGACUAGGAAUUCCCAAGUCCCUAGUUACACCUCUAAUCAUCACUCCCAUUAAAAAAUGCUCGACCGGUGGGUAGGGACAUUAAGGAGGAUUUCACCUCCCUCAUACUAGUAUAGGGAUAAUGCUGACCUACAGAACAAGAGUGAGGGGAAGCAUAAGGACAUUUAAGAAGCACCAGGGAGCACAGCUCUCCGCCGCUUCUAUUUUUUUAAUUUUAGAUAUACUUUAUUUUUGCUGUGCUUAGAAGAUACAGACAGUCUUGCAGUGCCACAACAACAGAUGCAAGCAUAUCAAAAAACAUAUUAGAACAAUUGCAUGGCAAACAAUCAUCCGGCAUAGUUUUAUAAUAAUAUUAAUAAAUGAGAAUAGUUAAACUGAACUUUGUUUAAGUGACUAGUGAAACCGGUUAUCUCAGACAGGUCUAGUAUUAGCUCUCUAACAAGAUCAGAUAAACCGUAGGUUAUGCACCAGCAGGACAUUACAACUGGAAUAAAAGGUAACUGACAAAGGCCUAACCCUGUGGUGAUAGAUCUAAGCUAGAUUAUAGAUUAUAACCACAACCUAAGUAGGUUAGCAUAUGCAUAGAUAGAGAGCAAGAGUAUUGUAAAACCACAGCAUCUGCGAUGGUGGGCUUCUACACAUAGCCCUUAGUGGGAAGAAUAAAUGACCAGUGUAGACACUGGAGAUCAGUGGUAAAUUAUAGCACUGGAAGGCACACGUCUUUUGAGAACUGCAACAUAAAAUCAAAUCAAAUAGAGUAAAGCACAUUGUCUGUUUUUGGGCUAAACCUGCUGGGUUACUCUGUUGGGUAAGAUUAGUCCCAGAAGCAAUUCAUGCUUUUCACCCCACGCCAACUAUAGUGGCUUGAUGAGUGAGUCCAGGGUGAGAGAUGAGAAGGAGCCAGUGCAGGGUAUUGCCAUGCUGUGAGGCAGCUGCUGCAUUCCGUCUGCUAUGUGCCUGAACUCGAGAGAUGUUGUGCUUAUCACCACAUGUGGUAGGGUGCCCACCUCUCCGCUGUUGAGGGCUAGGGCGCUGUGGUAUUUCCACUCUGACGCCAUCUGCCAGCCUUUGUAGUAUUCGCCAUCAGAAAGCUGCACAGAGCUGAUCCAAGCGUGCUGGCCGUCUGCCACAGUGGUGUGUGGGAUCAGCGCUUUGCAGGAGCUCUCUUAAUGCAGGCAGCCGACAUCUUAGACGAGUUGAGUUGAUUUUUCUCACUUGCGCCCAUCUGUCUUGGCCUGUGUGUGUAGUUCCAGGUUUGUAGUAAUGCCGUGUCCAAAGGGGGGGUGGAGGGGGGGAAUCUGUGAUGCCCGCUGCUUCUUUUUUAAAAUAUUACAAGGAGGGAGCUUUGAGUCUCUUUGUUAUAUAAAAUGAACAAAAUUUCGUCCAACAAGCAAUUCGUUCUUCGCUCAUUAGUUGUAAUUUGUAUUCAUCUAUUAGUUAUUCGGAUGAAUAGACAAAUAGCCGAAAUUCGGACAGAAAUAUGUUCAUCUGAAAACAAAAUUCACAAGUCUUAUAGAUACUAUACUCUAGUUCGGGUUCUAGUGCAUGCAAAACUCUAUGGUAUAGUCAUACAUACCACCUAUUACUAUGAGAUUUAUUAAUGUGGAGCUUUGCGCUACACCAGUGCACAAAUUACUGUGAGUAUUAUGACUGUGGAGCUCUGCAAUACACUCAUAUACAUCAACAAUUACAUUAAAUUACAUUUUGUUUCAGGUAGAAAUUAUACACUUAGAUUUGGGUGUUUUUGUUUGUUUAUUUUUAAAGGAAACUUUAAGGCGGCGAAUAAUUUUGGAGGGUAAUGAAGCCACCAUGUGGGACUUCAUUAAUGACCUAAGAAAAAGAGAUGAUUGGGUAAAUCAGCUCCUGAACGCGAUUCGAAUGAGAGACCUUGGUUCGCUUGCAGACAGACUACAAGGAGUCUAUAACAGUUUUCUCCUCCCAAGCCGUGAGUCAAAAUUAUAAAAAAAAUUUUGUGUAGUUGUCUUUGUUUCAAGUUUUUAAAUGAAUAAAACAAACAAUGAACAGUUAGACAGACAUUAGGUACAAAUAGAGUGUAACUGAAUAUCAGCACAAUACAAUCAGACAAAUGAACAUCAUAAAUCAAACAUUCUGUGGGACACUAUAUUCACUUGAACAUCUUCAGCUUAAUGAAGUUGUUCAGGUGAGAACUAUAGCUCCCUGCAGCCUCUUUCAUGUAAACACUGUAUUUUCAAAGAAAAUACAGUGUUUACAUUAGAAACAUUAGAAACCCAUUAGAACCCAGGAACACCUCCAGUGGCAGUCACUCAGACGGCCACCAGAGGGACAUCCGAGUUCAGGGCUGCCUAAUUCGAAUUCGCAUUCCUCAUGUUUUCAUGUCUUCACAAUUGGAUGAAUACAUCAAACAUGAUGACAGGAGGCAGGAGGCACUGUGAAUGUGCCUCCUGUUUCCUGUAGUAACCCAGAGCCUGUCAGCAAUUAGAGCCAACAGUGUGGGAGAUAACUGGCUGACAUGCAGAAGGCAGGAGGAUGCAGAGAUCUCCUGACUUCAAACAGUAAGUACACUUAUUUUAAAAAUUGAGAGUGAGUGUGAGAGAGUGUGAGUGUGAGAGAGUGUGAGUGUGAGAAAGUGUGAGUGUGAGAAAGUGUGUGAGAGAGUGAGUGAGAGAGACAGUGAGUAUGAGAGAGUGAGUGUGGGAGAGUGAGUGUGAGAGUGUGAGAGAGUGAGUGUGAGAGAGUGAGUGUGAGAGAGUGAGUGUGAGAGAGUGAGUGUGAGAGUGUGAGAGAGUGAGUGUAAAUGUGAGAGAGAGUGAGUGUGAGAGAGAUAGAAAUAGAUAGAUAAAUAUAGAUAGAUAGACAUAGAUAGAUAGACAUGAAUAGAUAUAGAUGGAUAGAUAGAUAGAAAUAGAUAGAUGGAUAGAUAGUGUGUGUGUGUGUAUGUUUAAUAAUAUUUAUUUAAAAUGUGUGUAUUUUUAUACAAAAACUAUAAAUAGAGAUUUCUCUAUAUAUAGUGUUUGUAUAGUUACUUUGGGCUGGAGGGUUACCAUAGGAGGGGGGCGGGCAUAGACAGUGAGCUGAGCUGUCAGUCAGCUCGCGAACCCGCAUACUGCACACAUGCGUGGUAGAUCGCUGAGUUCAUUCAUAGGGCGCAUUCGAUGCCACUCUAUGAAUAACGCGAUUUGUGCAGUGCAAAGUCACGCAUGCGCACCAGCUCUCUAUGAUGCUUCUCUAAGAGAAGCGCCUGAUUGAGCCCUGAUUGAGCCCUGCUAUUCUGACGAAAAAGGGAGCGCGGCCUGCCGAGGAGCUCGGCACCAGAAUGGAUGAAAGUUUAUAUGAGAAAAAGGACUUGGAUUUAUAUAAAAGCAAGAAAGAAGGCUAGGGGACCUGUUUUUCUUGCUUUUAUAUAUUGACUAUAGUGAUCCUUUAAACAAUAUCCACAACAGAAUAAAAAACGGGAUGACGCAGACUAGGCCAGGAGGGUGGGCAGGGGUCAUAGUAAUUGUUUAUAUUGAACAAGGGAAAUUUUGUUUAUUAUCGCAUGUGUUGCAUUUGGAUUCCAAGAAUAACAUUUUUUUAGAAGCAUUGUUAAUGUAUUCAGCUAAUUGAAAUAAUGAGGAUUAUAUGUGUUCAUUUAGUUUAAAUGGAUUAUAAAAUGAUUGUCUUUCUUCAGAACCAGGCAAUCCUCGACCACUUCCUCCACCAGGAGUCCCUCAAGCAUCAAGCUUAUAUUACUCACGUCAGUCUAAUCCACAACAGCCCCAACAAAACCCAACAAAUAUACAACCUUUGCAACCUGUAUCCAUUCUGCCAAACGCGUUAAAUUCAGAAAUGUUUCAGUCACCUGUUCCAGUUCAGUCACAACCAUUUUCUUCAUUUCCAUCGGAGGGGCUUCCUGGAACUCUUCCUUCCAUACAACUAAACCAAGGUGACGUACAAUCUUUUUCUUCAUUACCAACUCUGGCGGCUGCAGAAACCCCUCUUUCAAAGCCGCUAAACAAGGUUCAGCCACAACUUUAUUCUCCUUUGCUAUCUCAGGGUGUUCUUGACACGCUUUCAUCAAACAAUGUUCAGCCACAACCUUUAUCGUCCCCUCACAGGCUUCCUGAAUCCCUAUCUUUGGUGCAGACAAACAAUCCAUUAGUCCAAGAAACAGGUCCAGCCUUAUUACCAUUAGAAAGUAAAUCCAAUCUGCCUCUCUCCAAAAUGGAAACAACCCCUGAACAACCCCUGAGUAUGCAAUCGUUUUCACUUACAAAACGGGACAACAAAGUUUUACAAGCUAGUACAUCCAAUCAACAAAAUGUUCCAGUUAAUGAGUCAUUUCCACUGCAAGAUACAGACCAGAAGUCCAUCAAUAAUACCUUAGUCAAGGUAAGUUCAUUAACAUUAAUCAAAACAAUCUACACAUUUUAAAGGGAAUGUGUGUAGUGCAUGUGUAUGUGUGUAAUGUGUGAGAAUGUAUGUGCAAGUACCUAUUUAUGUGUUCGCAGGAUGAAUUAAUGUACUGUGGAUAGACUUGUGCAAGGAAAAUGUAUGAACAAGUUUGUCCAAAUCAAAUUACUUUUAAUCCAUACAUGGGUGAAUUGAUCCAUCCAGGAUUUACCUGUGGGGUGUUAAUAAAUAAAUAAAGACUUCACAGAUAAAUCCCAGAUGGCUUGAUUCAGACAAACCAGUUCAAACUAAAUUUUGCACAAGUGUAGUAUGUAAUGUGUUCGUGUGCAUUUCUUUGUUUGUGCCUAUGGGAAUACAAUGCAUGUCUGUGUGUAACAUGUGUGGGGGACAAAAGAGGGACGAGGUAUCUCAUAGAACCUCAUUGUAGUUGUAAGCAGAGGUAGAAUUCUGCCCCUAUUACUUGUGUUUCCAUUGUUAUUGUACAUAUGGGUAAUAGUAUUCAUUUUUAUACCAUAUGUAUAGCUUAAUUUCAAUAUCUUAAUUGUGAUAAAGUUCCUUUAGAGAUCAAAAUGUUUCUAAUUUGGGCUUUAGACUUUAAGCACCACUGCAUCUCAUUGCAAUGGUUAUGGUAUGAUUAAUCUUUGGGUGCUGUCCCCUGUUUUUGUCAAACUAAGGCAUGCUUCCCCAAACUCCGUCCCUCCAGAUGUUGCUGAACUACAACUCCCAUGAUUCUCAGCCCACCUAUUUAUUGUAGUUCAGCAACAUCUGGAAGGCCGGAGUUUGGGGAAACCUGAACUAAGGUAAUGUACCUUCCAAUGGACAAACAUAAAAAAUGCAAAAGCCUAAAAUGUUAGAUGUGCCUGGAAAUUAGUUAAAGAAUCAUUCCUCUAAUCUGAAUUGUUUUCAUGGUAAAGUAAAAAUCUUCUUUUGCUAUUAUCUAAAAAGACAUGUUUUGCUUACAAAAUAAGCACAAGUAUAUAUCUUAUAAAAUGUAUGUUGAUAUUUAUUACAUAGAAUUAUAAAUAAUACUAUGAUGAUGAGUAUUAUCAGAAGAAAUAUUUAUGAUUAUUAUUAUUAUUAUUGCCAUUUAUAUAGCGCCAACAGAUUCCGUAGCGCUUAUGAUCAUUCUAUAUUCGUAUUUAUUCAUUAACUCUAGUAAUUCACCUUCUGUUUUGUGUUUCUUGAAGGUGGCAGAGAAUCCCCAUAAAACCCUCCCUAAUUUACAAAACACUCACCUGGACCACAGCAAAGACAGCUCCCAGCAAGCUGACACCCCCAGCCCUCUUCCAGACCUAGGAGCAACCAAAAUGCGGCCUCCCUUGAUUAAUCACCCUAAUCCCAACACCGUUGCAUCAUCAUCAUCACAGAUUACCCCACCUGCUCACAGCAGUCACACUGCUCAAUCAUCACCUGCCCAGGUGACAAAGUCGAAACAUAUAACGGCCAGCACUCAUCCAUCAUUCACCCCAAUCAAAUUCACUGAGAGCAUUCAGGCGAAAGACCAAAUCGCAUCUACCUCACCCACUCGUACUAUCCUUAUUCCUGUCAACAGUCAACAACCAGUCAAUCCAGUUCCACGCACUAAUGCAUCAACCAGCACCUACUCACCAUCCACCCCAAUCACUCGAGCGGACCAUGGCACAGGGAGCAGCGCAAGACAUUAUACUGAAGUUCAGCAGGUAAGAUAUAAUGAUAUGAAGAGCAUAAAACUAUUAUUAUUUUUUUUACAACAUGAAAUCCAUAUGACUUACCUCAACCCGAGUGCUUCUAUCACAACUGGGACUACUAAAUCCUUCACUUUCCACAUCCUUUCUUGCUCUUCUUUCAGUCCUUGGUAUUUGUCCAUAUUCUCAUGUUCCUUCUCCAUGAUGUUAUAGUCACUGGGUAUUGCCACAUCUACCCCCACGGCAAUCUUCCAUUCCUUGUCUAUCACCAAGAUGUCAGAUUGGUUGGGCACUACUUGCUAUUUUUUUUGUUUCAAGAGCACUACUUGCAAGUCUGUCCGGAUCUGAAAGUCCCACAAGAUGUUAUCAUUCUAAACUAACCUUUGUGGUAUCUCCCAUCUGGAUUUAGGAAGGUCCAGCCCAUAUUCUGUGCAGAUUUUUUGGUAUUCAAUCCCAGCAACUUGGUUGUGCUUCUCAGUUUAUGCUGUCCCUGCUAACAUCAUGUACCCUUGCACCAGGGGUGUAUUUAGCCCAAGGCAAAGAGGCUAAGCAAGUUAUAAGAGCUUCCAAAUCACACACAGAAGAGAAAAUAGCACAGUCAGUAAAAAAAGGGGACAAAACAUUUUUUAGGUACAUAAAUGAGAAAAUGAAAGUAAAACAAGGAUUAGUUAGAUUAAAAACAAAAGAAGGAAGGUAUGUAGACGAGGAUAAAGGUCUUGCUGACUGCCUCAAUUAAUAUUUUUGUUCAGUAUUUACAGAUGAAAAUUAAGAAAAGGGGCCUCAGUUAGGAAAAAGGACAAAUGAGUCAAAUGAGUCAGAGUUUACAGAGGAAGAGGUUCUAUCUCAACUGUCAAAAGUAAAGACAAAUAAGUCAAUGGGAUCUGAUGGAAUAAACCCAAAGUUAUUAAAAGAGCUUAGUGGUGUACUAGCAAAACCAUUAACAGAUUUAUUUAACCAAUCAUUGUUAACAGGAGUAGUCCCAGAAGAUUGGAAGUUAGCGAAUGUUGUGCCCAUUCACAAGAAAGGUUGUAGGGAGGAGUCGGGCAACUAUAGCCCAGUAAGCCUUACUUCAGUAGUGGGGAAAGUAAGGGAAACCAUGUUAAAGGAUCGGAUGUUGAACAUCUAAAAACACAUGGAUUUCAAGAUCAGAGACAACAUGGUUUUACUUCAGGGAGAUCGUGCCAAACUAAUCUUAUUGAUUUUUUUGAUUGGGUAACUAAAAUAAUAGAUAUGGGUGGUGCAGUAGACAUUGCUUACCUAGAUUUCAGUAAGGCUUUUGACACACAUAGAAGGCUUAUCAAUCAACUGCAAUCUUUAAGUUUGGAUUCAAUAUUGUUGAAUGGGUAAGGCAGUGGCUGAGUGACAGGCAACAGAGGGUUGUAGUCAAUGGAGUAUAUUCGAAUAAUGGGCUUGUCACCAGUGGGGUACUUCAGGGAUCUGUACUUGGACCCAUUCUCUUUAAUGCUUUUAUUAGUGAUAUUGCAGAAGGUCUUGAUGGUAAGGUAUGUCUUUUUGCUUAUGAUACUAAGAUAUGUAACAGGGUUGAUGGUCCAGGAGGGAUAAGCCAAAUAGCUAAUGAUUUAGGUAAACUAGAAAAAUGGUCAGAGUUGUGGCAACUGACAUUUAAUGUGUAUACGUGCAAGAUAAUGCUUCUUAAAUGUAAAAACCCAAGGGCAGAGUACAGAAUAUUUGAUAGAGUCCUAACCUCAACAUCUGAGGAAAGGGAUUUAGGGGUGAUUAUUUCUGAUGACUUAAAGGUAGGCAGACAAUGUAAUAGAGCAGCAGGAAUUAUAGCAGAAUGCUUGGUUGUAUAGGGAGAUGUAUUAGUAGUAGAAAGAGGGAAGUUCUCAUGUCAUUGUACAGAACACUGGUGAGACCUCACUUGGAGUAUUGUACGCAGUACUGGAGACCGUAUCUCCAGAAGGAUAUUGAUACCUUAGAGAGAGUUCAGAGAAGGGCUACUAAACUGGUUCAUGGAUUGCAGGAUAAAACUUACAAGGAAAGGUUAAAGCAACUUAACAUGUAUAGCUUGGAAGAAAGACGAGACGGAGGAUAUGAUAGAAACAUUUAAAUACAUAAAGGGAAUAAACACAGUAAAAGAGGAGACUAUAUUUAAAAGCAAAAAAACUACCACAGCAAGAGGACAUAGUCUUAAAUUAGAGGAGCAAAGGUUUAAAUAUAAUAUCAGGAAGUAUUACUUUACUGAGAGGCUAGUGGAUGCAUGGAAUAGCCUUCCAGCUGAAGUGGUAGAGGUUAACACAGUAAAGGAGUUUAAGCAUGUGUGGGAUAGGCAUAAGGCUAUCCUAACUAUAAGAUAAGGCCAGGGACUAAUGAAAGUAAUUGGGCAGACUAGAUGGGCCUAAUUGGUUUUUAUCUGCCGUCACAUUCUAUGUUUCUAUGUUUCUAUGUUUUAUAUACAUAUUUAAACAAUUUAUAUGACACAGUGUUUAUAAAAUUAGAAAUGCACCAUUCAGGAAGAUUAAGAUUAACUACAUCAAGUCUGUAUGAACAACCAGUAAAAAUGUACACUUAAUUGAUAGAUAAUUUGAUCAGUGUUAGUUAGAGCUGAAGAGAGAGCCAUCCACAGGCUAAAUAAUUUAGCAAUCCGAUGUAACAACAAAUUCAUGGAGAGGCUCCUGCUGCUUUGCUUCAGUUACCUAAGGAACAUUGAAAUAUCACAUUUACAAUUAUAAAACAUCUAUCUCUUAUUUUAUAUGUCACUAACUGAGCUAGCCUACUGCCUACCUUCCAAUGAUCUUUGGUAUUAUCAAACGAUGAGCGAUAGGCACAGGAGGAAGGGGUUCUCUUUCUUCAUAGUGUAAAUUUGCACUGAAUUAUAAUUAACCUGUGCAGUACCUAGAGCUUUCAAUGAGUUCCGAUAUGGCAGCCACUAAUAUUUACAUUCAUGAAAACAUUAAAGAAGCUAUUCAGUAAGCUUUUAGAAGGUUGAUUACGUGAUUGUGGCUCCCAAAAUGUCCUGACAUAAUGCCCUACUGUAAAAUGAGACAAGACUCAUUCACCUUCCUACUCCCAGGCUGAUAGCAAAAUGGUGAUACACAUGGUAUGGAUUGCUAUUCAAUAAAUAUUGGUUUUGUCCCACAGGUAUCGGAAUAAAUAAAGAGAUUGUUAAUGCAUUUUAUUGUUAAAUUCAUGAUUAACAUUUUAAAAAUGUUUUUGUUUAUUUAUUUUUUAGGUUAAUCCUCUCGGAAGGCAAGCAGCUGCUAAUUCAUCUAUAUGUCCAAUGCAGGAAGAAAUCAAAGAUGAAGAUGAGAAUAUUUUGAGCAAGCCUGGUGUACUAUUAUCAAGUGCAGAGGCUAACAUACGUAUCGGUGGGGAUAUAAAUGGUUGUAGGGCAUUAUCAAGAAAUUAUGAAUUGAUGAUCAGUGAAAGUUUAAGUGACAAUAACUGUGAUAAUCAAACUCGUCCACCUCUGCUUCCCGAUCAGAGACCUAGUACAAGGUUAGACAGUGUCAGAGACACAAAUGUUUCAACCCGAGGAGGCACAAGUAGCAGAGACCAAACUUCACCAAAACAACAAGCCAUCAGCAACGCUCCAAAGCGUUUAACUGAAUCUUCUCAAGGCACCACAACAACAGAAUAUCAUGACAGUCCAGAUGAAAAUGAAUACUUGUUUAAUAAUUCACCAAGGCAUAACGUACUGUCCUCGUCAGGACAAGGCCCAGCACAGGAACCUGAAGAAAGCACUUUUGAUGAAGAUACAAGAAGUUUCACUGUGAACUUUACAGGAGAAGCCAACAUUGAUCUGGGAGAAGGAAAUGAUCGACUGAAGUCUCAACAAUCGUCAAACAAUCUUCAACUAUCCUCAAACAAGCAGCACAUUGGGAAGGAUGAGAAAGAGAGCAAACACUAUGAAACCCAAACAGAUAACAAUUAUACAAAACAUCUUUUAAUUUUAAGUCUUUUUGUUGCUGCUAUCGGCAUAUGGGUAUGGAAAAAGAAAAACUAAAUGUCAUAAAGGUAAAUAUGUAUGUAUGUAUAUAUAAAAAUUGUAGACAGUCCUUGCACUCACGCUUUAAUAAGAUGCUUGCUGGGUGCUUGAAAUCCAGGAAAAAUUCAAAUAUGUAUAGGCAGUGAUCAGCACUCUCGGACUUGUAAAAGUUAAAACUUACAGUUUAUUAAUAAUCCAUUAAAAAUCAGAUC
Messenger RNA from Pelobates cultripes (western spadefoot toad), 29050 nucleotides. Lineage: Eukaryota; Metazoa; Chordata; Amphibia; Anura; Pelobatidae. The record is from the annotation of a GenBank genome assembly.